Messenger RNA from Mizuhopecten yessoensis (Yesso scallop), 3935 nucleotides. Its product is annotated as WD repeat-containing protein 5. Lineage: Eukaryota; Metazoa; Mollusca; Bivalvia; Pectinida; Pectinidae. Bases 133 to 1191 code for a protein of 352 amino acids. Gene Ontology annotation, cellular component: Set1C/COMPASS complex. The record is from RefSeq and is a predicted model, not a curated record. Gene Ontology annotation, molecular function: histone binding. The transcript has 14 exons.
UUUCCAUAUCCCCAUGUGCAAUGGAGAACAAGAGAUAGCGGGACUUCCUCGAACACGACCUACAACUGGUUACUUUGAUUAUCAGAUAGCUCCCAUUUCCGAUAUUUAACACAAAUUACCGAUAUAAAGUAGAUGUCUACACCAGAAGGCAGCAAGAUGCCUGAAUCUGGGGAUGUAAAGCCACCUGUUACAACUCAACCUAUCACAGGGGCAGUCCCUUCUGGAGCAGCUCAAACCAGUACUGUUUCUGCACCUAAACCAUCAUCACAGGCACCUCAGAAACCAAACUACACUUUGAAGUUUACCAUGGCUGGUCACACCAAAGCAGUAUCAUCAGUCAAGUUCAGUCCAAGUGGGGAGUGGCUUGCGAGCUCAUCUGCUGAUAAACUGAUCAAAAUUUGGGGAGCUUAUGAUGGAAAGUUUGAGAAAACAAUAAGUGGUCACAAAUUGGGUAUAUCUGAUGUAGCCUGGUCUACGGACAGUCGCAUGCUUGUCAGUGCAUCUGAUGAUAAAACUCUGAAGAUAUGGGAUUUUGCAACAGGGAAAUGUAUGAAGACUUUGAAGGGCCAUAGUAAUUAUGUAUUUUGUUGUAACUUCAACCCACAGUCUAACCUGAUAGUUUCAGGGUCGUUUGAUGAGAGUGUAAGAAUAUGGGAUGUGAAAACUGGAAAGUGUUUAAAAACGCUCCCUGCUCAUUCGGAUCCAGUUACUGCAGUACACUUCAACAGAGAUGGCUCCUUGAUAGUAUCCAGUAGUUAUGAUGGUUUAUGUCGGAUAUGGGACACAGCUUCUGGACAAUGCCUCAAAACAUUAAUAGAUGAUGAUAACCCACCAGUAUCCUUCGUAAAGUUUUCACCCAAUGGAAAAUAUAUUCUUGCAGCAACAUUAGACAACACAUUAAAGUUAUGGGACUACAGCAAAGGAAAGUGUUUAAAGACUUACACUGGACACAAGAAUGAAAAGUACUGUAUAUUUGCCAACUUCUCAGUCACUGGAGGCAAAUGGAUUGUGUCAGGAUCUGAAGACAACAUGGUGUAUAUUUGGAAUCUCCAGACAAAAGAAAUUGUACAGAAACUUCAAGGCCAUACAGACGUUUCACUGUGCUGUGCUUGUCAUCCUACAGAAAACAUUAUAGCAUCAGCAGCACUGGAGAAUGAUAAGACAAUUAAACUGUGGAAAAGUGACGUAUGAUGCUGUUGUAUGCUCAUUUUUCUAUCCAUCACCCAUACAUCAUGUGUCAGACCACCAGUGAUAUUCAUAGUCACUCAUCCCACAACUGAGAACAGCAACAGACACGAGACUUUGUAUCUUUUGAUACUGAGCGAAGUCAACAGUUUACUGGAAGAGCAGCAUUUGGAAAUGUUGCUAUUGUUGAAAAGACAUCAGGAGUUCCCAAUUUACUGAAUUUUUCUUUCAAAUGAAGUUUCCAAUGCAUUUAGAUUCAAAGAGUGUUAUUUGAAAACUAAAACAGCAUGUUUUUUUAGAUUCUUUGCAAUGUCUUCAGACAAAAUUCUAUCUACAUGUUCUGUAACAGCAAAAUAACCUCUUUGUUUGCUCACCUUGUAAAAACGACCGGUGAGUGAGCUUAUACCGUGGCACAGGGUCUGUCAGUCCUAAGGUGUUUUUUUAUGAAAAUCAUUUCUUGUUGAAAACCAAAAGGUCUAAACUCAUAUUAUUUGCCCAGUAGGCACUCCAGGUAUAUGACUAAAAAGUUUACUCAUAUAAACGACCUUGACAUACUGACAAGAGCAGAGGGAUCAAAUAUGUUAAAGAUUCGACACAUUUAAAGGACCUAUUGUUAUAGAGUUCAGAUACUUGGGAAUGUUUUGAAGACCAGCAGUGCAAAUUAUUUCCAAUAUGUUGUGUGGUGAUCAAAUGUCGAAUUAAAUAACUGCUGUGGUCAAGGGUAAGCAUUGGGUAAGGGUUGUGAUACAUUGUCAUAAGGUACCUAAGUUUCUUCAUUUGGAAAUAACUUGAGAACGGAAGAGAUCCCCAUUCUAUUACCAUAUAUUUGCUUGUGUGAAAUAAAGGGACAGGCACAGCCAUGCUUCUUGGAUAUGCCCUGGAGGGAAAUAAUUGUGUGUGUAAAAGGAGAAUGAACUUCUCCUUGGGACUAAGCCCAAAAGGGGGUAAUUUGGGCAUUUACAUUUAGCCUACUCCUCCAGAACAGAUGAUCAUAUUUCAACCACAUUUGCUAUCAAACACACUUGGGAUCAAGGAAUUUGAUAUGAUAUUAUAGAAGGAUGUUGUCUUCCUGGGUGCUGAGAAGCAGAGUACAAAAUCGAGAAGGAAUUAUGAUGUUCUUUUUCCAAUAUCUAAGUGAGAGUCCAGAUUCUCAGGUCGUCUUGUUACUUUUUUUCUCUAUAAAUGGAUAUAUCUUUUGACUAAUAUCUAAUCUAUGUUAUUUUCAUAUGAAAAAAAUACCAGGUAGUUAAAUUCAACUCUUUUUAUAAUUGAAAACUAGUUACUUUUUCUUUGUACAUGGCUUUUUGCAAUGUAGGGUUGUUUUAUGUGUACAGAAAUAGUUUUAUAGUUUUAUACAAACCAUUUAGUUACAGUUAUAAUCUGUAACGUGAAAAGUCUUAUUCAAGAAAAUCUCCCUCACAAUACAAUAUACAGUACUAAAACCCCUCAAAACUAUCUUAAUGUAUAUAUGAAUAAGUCGAUAUAAUGCAUUCUUACAGAUACCUGUGCACAUUUGCAUUUUUUGGUACAAUAUGGAAGGUGAAAGUUGUUUCACUGAAAGCAAAUCCUGCGUACAUUUUACCAACAUAGUAAUAUUCAUAUUUUGAUGCCCUCUUUGUUACUUUCCGUUUUACUGCCGACAUUAAUAAAAGAAUAUCUCUUUCUCAAUGCACAAGAGAAAAAUUAAUUGCUAGGGAUAUAGAUACAUAUAAAUCAUAACUCCAAAACCAGUGCAAGGCAUGAGGAGUUCAGUUAAUUCCCACAAAAUUUAAGGUGUUAACAGUAAUUCUAUUAGAAAAUUGCUGAAACCAAUACCUAAAGUUCCAAUGGUCGUUUUGUCAAUGUAAACACAUAUGGUCUUGUUUUACACUCAAACAAGUUUAAAUAGUCUAAUUGUUUCUAUUUAGCUGAAUAGGUGUCUCCAUUUGUAUUGCAAAGAGAAAAUCUUAUUGUUCUGUUUUACUGCCAACACUAUGGUUAGAUGCUACAUUCUUCAUCACUAGUCAUAAACAAUUAUUUGAUCGACAAUAUAUUCUUAACACUUCUCUGUGAUGUCAAAAAUUUGCCCAUUUUCUAUUUUUAAAAUAAACACAGGUGUAUGUGAUAACCAGAAAGUGGGAAUGAUUAUAUUGUAUUAUUUGUUAAUAAGGCAGAUUUAUUACAGUUUAUGAGAGUACAACAGAAAACCAUUGACCGUAUUGUUUAUGAGGCUUAACGUUUUGGACACUCUUAAGAGUUAACCAUACAUUUAUUUCAGACAUUAGCUUUGGACAUCACUCAUUUCAAAUCUUGUUGUAUUGUUAAUCUGAUCCCUGUUUAACAAACAAAAUUUCUGACUGGAUGGAUUCAAAUUUUCUCAGUUUAUGUCCAAUGCAUGUACACGUAUAUUGAUAUCCUUUUAUACCCAAACUAUUGAUACAGGAUGCAAAGAUUAUGGUAAUAACAAACAAAAAUUAAGAAUUGAUUGUGUAAAGUUCUGUUUUGUUUCUGAUAGUGGGCCAGAUCAGAUACAUGCUGCACUUCAUUCUAGAUAUUUUGUUGCAGAAUUUUCAAUUAACACAUGUAAUUGGGCAGCUGAGGGAAAGAUAGUACUUUUCCCAAACAUUGUAAUAAUAAUGCUGUUCAAAUGAUACUUGUUGUGUCUAUGUUUGUGUUCAUUUCGCUGUUUUGUUAAUUAAAACAAGUUGUAUACAUGACGUGUGUAUGUAUAAAAAUGUAUAAAGAAUCAUUAAAAACAAUAAAACCUUAAA